CGAGUGUGUAUGUGCGGGCGAGAAGAUGGCGGCGGCGGGGGAAGCAGCGUGAGGAGUCGGAGGAGCGCCGAGGCUCAUUGAAACGGGCCGCCAUGGCCCUCCGCAACCCGCAGUAUAUUUUUGGAGAUUUUAGCCCUGAUGAAUUCAAUCAGUUCUUUGUGACUCCUCGCUCUUCAGUUGAGCUUCCUCCGUACGGUGGAGCAGUUCUGUGUGGCGCGCAGGCCACUGGUGAGCUACCCGAUGGACAGGACUGUCAGAGAAUUGAAUUUGGUGUUAAUGAAGUAAUUGAACCCAAUGACACUUUGCUGAGAACUCCCAACUACAGUAUUUCAAGCACAUUGAAUCCUCAGGCCCCUGAAUUUAUCCUUAGUUGCACAACUUCCAAAAAGAUCCCCAAUGACAUCGAUAAAGAAGUGAACUACAGCCCAGCUGACUGCCAGUACCCAGGCUCUGCCCUCGCGCUGGAUGGCAGCUCUAACGUGGAGGCGGAAGGUUUAGAGAACGAUGGCGUCUCGGGUGGUCUUGGACAACGGGAGCGUAAAAAGAAGAAAAAACGCCCCCCUGGAUAUUACAGUUACUUGAAAGACGGCGGCGAGGGUGGUCCUUCCACAGAAGCCCUGGUCAAUGGCCAUGCCGGUCCAGCAGUCCCCAACAGUGUAGGCACGGAGGAUGUGGACUCGAUGGGUGAUGUGCCCCCCGUGGGGACACCCAGGACUUGGGGCAGCCCCCAGGACACCACGGACUUCGUCAGCGACGCCGUGCCAGCUGGUUCUUUCCCCGGAGCCCUUGACAGCGGGGCCAGGACUGCAGGGCAGCCUGAGGGCUGCCCCGGGGCCAACUUGGAGCCCUCUCGCCUCCCUGCAGAGGCCAGCAGGGACACCCUGUUGAGGACAGCUGUGGCUCAGCCUGCCGUUGGGACCGAUACUACUGAGAACCUUGGAGUCACUAACGGCCAAAUACUUGAAUCCUUGGUUGAGGGCACAGCUGCCAACGGGGUGGAGUUGCACACUGUGGAGAGCUCGGACUCGGACCCCGCCAAGGCCGAGAGCGGCCCCCCUCCCGCGGACGCCCCGGCCUCUGCGGCAGCCACCGCUCCUGCCGGUCAGAGUCAGCCCGCCAAGUCGUGGGCCAGCCUCUUUCAUGAUUCCAAGCCCUCUUCCUCCUGCUCCUCCUCCUCGCCUGUGGUUUCCAUGGAAACUAAGUAUUCCCCUCCUGCCUCAUCUUCCCUGGUCUCUGAAAAGCAGGCCGAAGCCAAGGAAGGGCUGGUUCCAGUUUCAGAAGAUCCGGUAGCCAUAAAGAUUGCAGAGUUACUGGAGAACGUAACCCUGAUUCAUAAACCAGUGUCAUUGCAACCCCGCGGGCUGAUCAAUAAAGGAAACUGGUGCUACAUUAAUGCUACACUGCAGGCAUUGGUUGCUUGCCCUCCGAUGUAUCACCUGAUGAAGUUCAUUCCUCUGUAUUCAAAAGUGCAAAGGCCUUGUACGUCCACACCCAUGAUAGAUAGCUUUGUUCGGCUAAUGAAUGAGUUUACUAAUAUGCCAGUACCUCCAAAACCCAGACAAGCUCUUGGGGAUAAAAUCGUGAGGGAUAUCCGCCCUGGAGCUGCCUUUGAACCCACGUAUAUUUAUAGACUUCUGACAGUUAUCAAGUCGAGCCUGUCUGAAAAGGGUCGACAAGAAGAUGCUGAGGAGUACUUAGGCUUCAUUCUAAAUGGACUUCAUGAGGAAAUGCUGAACCUGAAGAAACUUCUCUCACCAAAUAAUGAAAAACUUACUGUUUCCAAUGGACCCAGAAGCCACUCAGUGAACGAAGACGAGCAGGAAGAACCAGGCGAAGGAAGUGAGGACGAAUGGGAGCAAGUGGGCCCCCGAAACAAGACUUCGGUCACUCGCCAGGCGGAUUUUGUUCAGACCCCCAUCACUGGCAUUUUUGGUGGCCACAUCAGGUCUGUGGUUUACCAGCAGAGUUCAAAAGAAUCUGCCACCCUGCAGCCGUUCUUCACGCUGCAGCUGGAUAUCCAGUCGGACAAGAUACGCACCGUCCAGGAUGCGUUGGAAAGCCUGGUGGCAAGAGAGUCUGUCCAGGGUUAUACCACCAAAACCAAACAAGAGGUUGAGAUCAGUCGAAGGGUGACUCUGGAAAAGCUCCCUCCUGUCCUCGUGCUGCACCUGAAACGGUUUGUUUACGAGAAGACAGGUGGAUGUCAGAAGCUUAUCAAAAAUAUUGAAUAUCCUGUGGACUUGGAAAUUAGUAAAGAACUGCUCUCUCCAGGGGUUAAAAAUAAGAAUUUUAAAUGCCACAGAACCUAUAGGCUAUUUGCAGUGGUCUACCACCACGGCAGCAGCGCCACGGGCGGCCACUACACCACGGACGUCUUCCAGAUCGGUCUCAACGGCUGGCUGCGCAUCGACGACCAGACGGUCAAGGUGAUUAACCAGUACCAGGUGGUGAAGCCCGCUGCCGAGCGCACAGCCUACCUCCUGUAUUACCGCCGCGUGGACCUGCUGUAGCCGCCGCUGUGUGUGCCCGACGCUGCUUGUAGAGCACCGGCUCUCACCGACUCCCCUCCUCUCUUUAGUGGCUCUUUAGAGAGAAACUCUUUCUUCCUGUUGCAAAAAUGGGCUAGAAUGAAAGGAGAUGCCUGGGGUUUGUGCACAACAUAGUUUAUGUUGACUUCUAACUUCCAAAUCAAAAUCAUCUGGUUGAAACAGACUGUCGCUUGAUUUAAGCAAAUACACAAAAAACCACAUUUCCGAAAUAAUGCCGAUUCCUGAGUAAGAAGGGGAACUUGCAUUUGAUUCCCAGUCUAACUGCAUAGUAGAAUAAAUCCUGCACCAGCAACAACACUUGUAAAUUUGUGAAAAUGAAUUUUAUCUUUCCUUAAAAAAAUAAAUUUUUUAAUCCAUCACACUUUCCUCCUUCACCCUUUAGUUUUUGAUAAAUGAUAAAAAUGAGCCAGUUAUCAGAGAAGAAAUAGUUCUUACUUCAAAAGAUAAACAAACACAAAAAAUAAGUUGCUGGUUCCUAAUAGGAAAAAUACAUUUUAAUAAUUGUGCGAUGAGAAGCUGCUUACGUACACAUUGCAGAUCAAAUAUUUGGAGUUAAGAUGUCAGUCACAUAGAUGGGUGAUUGUAACUUUAUUGCCAUUAAAAGAUUUCAAAUUGCAUUCAUGCUUCUGUGUACACAUAAUGAAAAAUGGGCAAAAUAAUGAAGAUCGAUAAUUCCCUGCGUCUGCUGUCUAAUUCUGCUGUCUGCUCUUCUACGAUGCCGCGUCUCUAAUUGUACACAGUUAGUGAUAGCUAGGAGUAUAAAGUUGUCGCCCAUCAAUAAAAAUCACACAGUUGGUUUAAAGCUGCGUGUGUGGUGUUUCUUUGACGGCAAAUGCCUUUUCCAGUAACCGGAGUUCAAGUGGGCAAGGCUGGGCUGCUGGAAUUAAAAUAAGCCCUUGGGGCAGCCUGACGUGUUUGUGAAAGCUGACCCAAGCCCUCAGAUGAUUCUUGUUUACUAUUUCCAAAGUUAUGAACUCUAGUGAUUUGGAUAAAUGAAUUUUUAAAAAUCUUCAAAUAGCAGAAAAGAGGAGGUAAGCGCUCUCUCCAUUGUUUUGUCGCCUGCAUUGCUGAGUUCAAGGGGGGGACGGAUGUGGGUCAUGGCUGAGCAUCCUUGUCAUUGCCUGCCACCGAGCAUCCUACCUGCGCCUCAGAUGCCACCUCCAGAUGUGGAAAGGAAGCCUUUCGAGAUGGAAGAGACGGAGAGAAGAGCCGUCAUAAGUGUCAGGCCGCUCCCGGCAGCUCUUGUGCCCGUGGCACCCUGGUUCCAGAAGGCCCUGUGCAGGCUGCUCACGGUAGUGUGCUGGGGUCCCCCGAGGAGCGGGUUUACAUGGUCCAAGCCUCUCCCCCAAGCUCUUGCGCUUACCGUCCGCUGUUGCUAAUUGUAGCCAUGUGCCACUGCAGGUUCGGAGCUUGCUUUUAAAAUUACAGUACUGUAUAGCAUAGGGAGCUAUACUCAGUGUUGUGUAAUAAC
Molecule: messenger RNA, 4020 nt
Organism: Eubalaena glacialis (North Atlantic right whale)
Lineage: Eukaryota; Metazoa; Chordata; Mammalia; Artiodactyla; Balaenidae
Gene: USP10
Product: ubiquitin specific peptidase 10
Exons: 14
Coding region: 93-2510 (805 amino acids)
Biological process (GO): DNA damage response, signal transduction by p53 class mediator; protein deubiquitination; regulation of autophagy
Cellular component (GO): nucleus; cytosol; early endosome
Molecular function (GO): cysteine-type deubiquitinase activity; cysteine-type endopeptidase activity
Source: RefSeq, a predicted model, not a curated record